CUUGUUGAUACUUCUUGGAGCUUGACGGCCCAUACUUUAAUAUCGGCUCAUUAACCACCACCGGCUUGCCCGUCUCUCCACUUUCUGAUUAAUUUGGUCAUUUUCUUUUUUUUCUCUUCUUUUCUUCUUCAUUAUUAUUAAAAAAAGUUUCUUUAUGGUCUUUAUUUGCCUAAUAUUUUUUUUCCCUUACAAACCCUCCGAUGAUCGACUUAAUAGUGUGAAUUUCCCGUUCAACUAUUUUUCUUCAGGUUUACCUUAAUCUCCACUCAUUUUCGGAAUCGAUCGCCCUACAUCUGGUAUUUCUCUUCUAUCUCCCUUUUAAGGUCCUCCAUCAAUGGCUGUGACGUGGGUGUAACGGUUCGGUAUACUUUACAUUCCUUACCUGCCUUACUAAGACCUCCCUCAUACUUGGAAGGUACAGUACUAUACUGUACCUCAUAAUAUCUGAGGCGUCAAUUGAACUCUUUGGGCUUGGCAUUUCUUCAAUUCACUCACGAUUCACCUGUUAUUUAAUACGCCUCAAUCUCAUUUUAAUCAUCCGACCAUUUACCCCCUCUGAAGAGGAGACUACCCGCCAUGACUUCUAGGCUUGAUCGCUUGGUCACGUUGCUUGAGACGGGCAGUACGCCUCUCAUCCGGAACACAGCCGCUCAGCAGCUAGCAGAUGUUCAGAAACAACACCCAGACGAGUUAUUCAACUUGCUGGGGCGUAUCCUGCCGUAUCUCAAGUCGAAAUCAUGGGAUACCAGAACAGCUGCGGCCAAGGCUAUCGGGCUCAUUGUCACCAAUGCAGAAAUCUUUGACCCAAACGAAGAGGACGGCCAAGGGAUCAAAAAGGCUGAAGAUGACGAUCUCGCGGUUGAGAUAAAAUCUGAAGAGGUGCAAUUAUCCCCUUCUGAUGGACUUCUUCAGUUGGAUCGCCUGGAUCUAACCUCGAUCCUCAAGUAUGGAAAGAGGCUAUUAGGUAGUGCUGGCAAAGAUUACGAAUACUCACUGGCGGCAAUGGAUCCAGUAACCAGAUUGCAGCAUCAGAAGAGAACAUUGACCGGCCGAUUGGGUCUCGCGGGAGAGUACAUCGAGGAAGAUGUAAUCGAAGAUGCUGAUCUAGCUCUGAAGACACAAGCUAUUAAGGAGGAUCCAUCUAACACCGCUGUCCCUAGGGAGAAUAAUCACCAACAUUCUGCUCCUGUGACAACGCCAUGCGACCCUGCUAACGGGGAGGAAUCUGGCCUGAGCAAACGGCAACUGAACCAGCUGAAGCGAAAGAACAAACAGAGUGCAAAAAUGGGCGCGAAUAAAGUCCGCGUCGUCGACCUCUCCGUACGGAAGACGUCGGACGUGACGACCCCAUCAGUGACGACACCGCAUCCCAUCAAGUCUGAGAAUGGAGAAGAACGAAAUGGUGAUUCGAAGUCGGACUACUUCUCCCUUGAACGGUUAGCUGGCGAUGAUGAUUCGAAAAUUGUCUCUGAAUUCAAAGGAGAGGCCGCUCCAGAAAAGCCUCUAAUUCAGCCUGAGAUUCCGGACGAUGGCCCCAGCACAGCAUGGCCCUAUGACCCAAUGUGUGAUUUUCUAAUGGUAGAUCUGUUUGAUCAGAAUUGGGAAGUUCGACAUGGGGCUGCGAUGGCCCUCCGAGAGGUCAUCCGUGUUCAAGGUGCCGGUGCUGGGCGCUUGCGAGGAAAGAGUAGGUCUGAAAAUGAUGUCCUGAACUGUAAAUGGUUGGAUGAUCUUGGAUGUCGCCUUCUUUGUGUCCUCAUGCUCGACCGCUUCGGCGACUACAUCUCUGACAACGUCGUCGCUCCAAUCCGAGAGACAGUAGGCCAAACAUUAGGUGCUCUUUUAUCUCAGCUCCCGUCCCGUUCCGUCAUUGCCAUCUAUAGAUGUUUGUACCGGAUCAUCAUGCAAAAUGAUCUAGGACUGGAACGUCCCAUUUGGGAAGUUUGCCAUGGCGGUAUGAUCGGUCUCAGGUACCUGGUGGCUGUGCGAAAAGAUCUCCUCGUGAAGGAUGAUAAACUCAUGGACGGUGUCCUGGAGGCAGUCAUGAAGGGCCUGGGUGAUUAUGACGAUGAUGUGCGUGCAGUGAGCGCAGCAACUUUAGUUCCUAUCGCAGAGGAAUUUGUCACUUCUCGGCAGAACACACUCGGCACCCUGAUGAACAUCGUCUGGGAAUGCCUUUCAAAUUUGCAAGAUGACCUCAGCGCCAGCACUGGAUCGGUGAUGGACCUUCUAGCGAAGCUCUGCACAUUCCGAGAAGUUCUCGAUGCUAUGAAAGCGAACGCGGCUGUGGACCCAGAGUCGUCAUUUGGCAACCUCGUUCCUCGCCUCUACCCAUUUCUGCGCCACACGAUCACCUCCGUGCGCUCCGCUGUCCUUCGGGCUCUUAUGACAUUCUUGCAGCUAGAAGGCGAGGGUACCAACGAAUGGGUCAAUGGCAAGGCGCUCCGACUGAUUUUCCAGAAUUUGCUGGUGGAGCGGAACGAGAAUGUCCUGAAACUGUCUCUCCAAGUCUGGUCAGAACUACUUAAGGCGCUCGAUAAACACGGGUUGUUCAACUCAGAAACCGAGCUGUUAUCUCAUAUACAACCCCUCAUUACUUUAUGCAUGGCACCUUUCGGUGUUCCCCGCUAUCCCAUCCCCAUGAAUGCCUCGCUUUUCAUUAAGCCAUCCGGUGUGCCCUUCCCAAUGAGUGCUGCCGCGCCCGCAAAGUCCUCCCCGAGUGCCUUCAACUCAACAUCUGAUGCAGCCAAGAAGAGGGGCCGCAAAGCAGACAAGAAAGAAGUACCUCCCCCCUCAGCUCACAAUGUCGACGGCCAUAUGCUGCAAGGCGACAUUGACUUGGUAGGAGUAGACACCAUGCUGCGGUCUAAGAUUCAUGCGGCAAAGGCUCUUGGCCAACUGCUCUCUUUCUGGGAUAAGAACGGACUUCCGAGCCUCUGGCAGCCUAUCAUGGACGGCCUCAACCAUUCAGCAUCCACAUCUCAACUUGCAACUGCCAUGAUUGUAGAGGAAUAUGCCAGGCUCGCAGGUCCUAACAGCCAGUAUGCCUCUUCCCUGUGUGAGCAGUUGCGCCCAAUCAUUGAAGGGGACCGUCCAUCAUGGUACAGUGACAUAGCAUGCUAUCUCCAUGUUGCUCGUGCGCAAUGCCACUCGUUACUUAAUGCGUUCCGGGACCAUGCUCAUGUUCCCGGCUCGAGGUUGCCUGUUCUGGCUGUUGUUGUCCAAGGUGACUCUGAGGCUGGCCCGAGUGCAUUUUCUUUGUCGGAUGCUGAAAGAGUAGUUGGUCCUGAUUUCGAGCGGUUGAAGAAGGGCCUGGCACCAGCCCAGCGCAUCACAGCUCUUCAGGUUCUAAACGAUACAAGGACAACUGCAGAGAAUGCAAUCAAUGAAGCAAGAAGCGUUCGUGAAGUAAGGGACAUGCGUGUCCUUGCUGCUGCGGCGGGCGCUCUAGUUGCCAUGCAUGCCAUUCCAAAGAAGCCAAGCCAUAUCAUUAAGGGAAUGAUGGACAGCAUCAAGAAAGAGGAGAAUGCCGAACUCCAACAACGUUCUGCUACUGCGGUUGCCACCCUAGUCGAGUUUUAUACCACAGCUACCAAGCGCGGUCCCGUCGAUAAGGUCAUCGGUAACUUGGUCAAGUACUGCUGUGUAGAUACCUCUGAGACUCCUGAAUUUCACCACAAUGCCAGCCUGGAGAAGUCGAUUUUAUCUCUUCGCAAAGAAGAAGACCGCCGUGACCACCCUGACGCAGCGAAGUUCGAAAGGGAAACAAAGGAAGCUAAAAUUAUGCGCCGUGGUGCUAAAGAAGCCUUGGAACAAUUGGCCGUGAAGUUCGGUUCAGCACUUUUGGAGAAAGUUCCUAACCUUCCAUCAUUGGUUGAAAACCCCCUAAGAGAUGCUCUCACCAAUGACCUUCCCGCAAACAUCCACGAUCCUGAUAAUGAGCUCGGCCAAGAAGUCGUGGAUGGUUUGUCCACUCUCCGCGCCCUAUUACCCAAGUUCGAUCCUGGUCUCCACUCUUGGGUUGUUAGUCUCAUGCCUCUCAUUGCCAAAGCACUGCAAUGUAGACUAUCUGUUAUUCGGUAUGCGGCUGCCAAGUGCUUCGCAACUGUUUGCAGCGUCAUUACGGUGGAGGGCAUGACCAUGUUAGUCGAGAAAGUGUUGCCGACUAUCAACAAUGGUCUGGAUGUGCAUCACCGUCAAGGAGCCAUAGAGUGUAUUUAUCACCUUAUCCAUGUGAUGGAAGAUGGAAUUUUGCCCUAUGUUAUCUUCCUCGUUGUCCCCGUCUUGGGUCGCAUGAGUGAUUCAGAUAAUGAUGUUAGAUUGUUGGCCACAACGUCAUUUGCAACAUUAGUCAAACUUGUUCCCUUAGAAGCCGGUAUUCCAGACCCUCCCGGCCUAUCUGAGGAACUGCUCAAAGGACGUGAGAGGGAAAGGAAGUUCAUGUCUCAAAUGUUGGAUGUGCGGAAGGUGGAGGAGUUCAAGUUGCCUGUCUCGAUCAAAGCGGAGCUUAGACCCUAUCAACAGGAAGGUGUCAAUUGGCUUGCGUUCCUCAACCGCUACAACCUGCACGGCAUUCUUUGUGACGACAUGGGUCUUGGUAAAACCCUUCAGACGAUUUGCAUCGUUGCUAGUGAUCAUCAUCUACGAGCUGAAGAGUUUGAGCGUACGCAAGCGCUUGAGGUUAGGAAGCUUCCAUCUCUGAUUGUCUGCCCCCCGUCGCUUUCAGGGCACUGGCAACAGGAAAUCAAGCAAUAUGCCCCGUUCCUCAACUGUGUCGCUUACGUUGGACCUCCGGUGGAGCGUGCGCGGUUGAAGGGUUCUCUCGCGGAUGCUGAUAUUGUUAUCACCUCCUACGAUAUUUGCCGAAAUGACAGUGACGUUAUUACCCCUCUUAGCUGGAACUACUGCGUCCUUGACGAGGGACAUCUUAUCAAGAACCCAAAGGCAAAAGUCACACUGGCAGUUAAGCGUGUUGCAAGCAAUCACCGCUUGAUCCUCUCUGGUACCCCUAUCCAAAACAAUGUGUUGGAGCUUUGGUCUCUUUUUGACUUCUUGAUGCCUGGUUUCCUUGGUACAGAGAAGGUCUUUUUGGACCGGUUUGCGAAACCAAUUGCGGCAAGUCGCUUCAGCAAAUCAUCUUCGAAGGAACAAGAAGCUGGGGCGCUAGCGAUUGAGGCCUUGCACAAACAAGUGCUUCCUUUCUUGCUCCGUCGCUUGAAGGAAGAGGUUCUUAAUGAUUUACCACCCAAGAUUAUCCAGAACUACUAUUGCGACCCUAGUGAGCUUCAGAAGAAACUCUUCGAAGACUUCACGAAAAAGGAGCAAAAACAGCUGGCGACCAAGAUGGGCAGUUCAGAAAAGAAUGACAAAGAGCACAUCUUCCAAGCACUUCAAUACAUGCGCCGUCUCUGCAACUCUCCCGCACUUGUCGUUAAAGACGGGCAUAAGCAGUACGAUGAAGUCCAGCAGUACCUUCACGCGAAGAAUUCUUACAUCCGGGAUGUUGCACACGCGCCUAAGCUUGGCGCUCUGCGUGAUCUCCUGCUCGACUGUGGUAUCGGUGUUGAUCCCCCAAGCGAAGGAGACUUGGGCACUGGUGCAAGCUACGUGAGCCCCCACCGAGCCCUGAUCUUCUGCCAGAUGAAGGAAAUGCUCGACAUUGUCCAAAGUGAAGUCUUCAAGAAGCUCCUUCCCUCAGUACAGUACCUUCGUCUAGACGGUAGUGUGGAAGCCACCAAACGUCAGGACAUUGUCAACCGGUUCAAUACAGACCCCAGUUACGAUGCCUUGCUUCUGACAACUAGUGUUGGUGGACUCGGCCUGAAUCUCACAGGUGCUGACACGGUCAUCUUCGUGGAGCAUGACUGGAACCCGCAGAAGGAUAUUCAGGCCAUGGACCGUGCACAUCGUAUUGGUCAAAAGAAGGUCGUCAAUGUCUACCGACUGAUCACUAGGGGAACUUUGGAGGAGAAGAUUUUGAACCUCCAACGCUUCAAGAUCGACGUAGCAUCGACAGUGGUCAACCAGCAAAAUGCGGGUCUCAAUACAAUGGACACAGAUCAGCUCCUGGAUCUAUUCAAUCUCGGAGAAACAGCCGAGAAUGCCGAGAAGCCAAGCGACAAUGCCACCGGCAAUGAAGUCGACAUGGUCGACAUCGAUGGCGAGGUCAAAGAAAAGGGAAAGAAGGGCUGGCUCGACGACCUAGGCGAGCUCUGGGAUGACCGUCAAUACCAGGAAGAAUAUAACCUGGACUCUUUCCUGCAGACGAUGAAAGGAUGAUAUACUUUUACACUCAACCCACGUCUGCUUUCUCUGUUCUAAUAAAUUUUUAUUACGGUAAACUGGAGUCCAGGUCCAUUCUUACCAACAUACAGGCAAGAUACCUCAACUGCAAAGGACAUCCGUCAGGCAGGAAUUGUUCCUUUUCCCUCUAAUUUCCUUCCCCUUACCUCUCUUUGCUUCUGAUCUUCUUACUAGACGACUGAUUGAACUGGGGGCGUUAGUGUUGUACAUCGCUCAGAUUCUCUCCUCUUUUCCUUUCCAAUGUCCUGUUUUCAUACAACUGUAUUUGGGAGUCGGGCGGCGACCUGCGAAUCUGUUACUUAUCUCUAAUGAUUCAUUGAAAUCAUUGAUUGAACGAAUGACUCGGUGCUAUGAAGACGAAUCAAGGAUAGACAUGGAUGGUUUAUUCUUUCUUAUUUCUUCCAUGGUGUUUUAUUUGCUUCAUUGUCCUCCCUUUUAACUCAUGUUCUUUUUUUUUUCCCUGCUGUACUUUUACUGCUCUUUUGUAUAUAUUAACAAUCGUUUGUUCAUAUGAUUCGAUCUUAUGGCAUUAUAGGUCUUGAAAACAAAAUCUAGACAUAC
Messenger RNA from Aspergillus alliaceus, 6861 nucleotides. RefSeq names its product DNA-binding ATPase. The transcript has 4 exons. The record is from RefSeq and is a predicted model, not a curated record. Gene Ontology annotation, molecular function: TBP-class protein binding; ATP-dependent chromatin remodeler activity; ATP hydrolysis activity. The coding region runs from base 577 to 6276 and encodes 1899 amino acids. NCBI's taxonomy places the organism in Eukaryota, Fungi, Ascomycota, Eurotiomycetes, Eurotiales, Aspergillaceae.